AGUCGCCUUAGUUUAAAACUCAGCAGCCUCCCCCAUCAGAGCAGAGGGGAACAAUAUGGAGUCGCACACAGAGCUGCUGGUGUUCGCCAACUGGAGCACCCUGCUGGUGUGCAUGGUGCUGAAGUUCCCCCAGAUCCUGUCAGUGAUGGUGGCCAAGUCUGCUGAGGGGCUGAGCCUGGGCAGCAUGCUGCUGGAGCUGACUGGGUUUCUCGUAUUUCUAAGAUACCAGAUGUAUUAUGACUACCCAAUGGAAACUUAUCUCGAGUAUCCCAUCUUAAUAGCACAAGAUGCUGUGCUUCUACUAUUUAUCCUCUAUUACAGUGGCAGUAUACGGAACGCGUUGUCUUACUGUGGGAUGUUUUUCGGCCUCUGGAAUGUAUUGGUCCUUCAGAAAUGGAUAAUAGACAUAGCAUUGAAUUUGUGCACUUUGAUCAGCGCGUCCAGCAAGUUUCUCCAGCUGCAGCAUCUAUGGCGCACGCAGGACUCUGGACAAGCCAGCGCACUGACAUGGGGCAUGGCCAUAUAUACCUGUGCUACCAGGAUAUUUACAACAUUGAUGACCACAGGAGAUAUUGCAGUUCUCGUGCGGUUUAUCGUGAUGUUAAUUCUCAACUGCUGGGUGGUGUUUGUCAUUCUGAAAUACAGGAAGAAACCCGAUGACAAGAAGAAGGAGGACUGAGGGGUCACAUAUGCACUUUUAAUGUAUAAAUAAGU
Molecule: messenger RNA, 714 nt
Organism: Hyla sarda
Lineage: Eukaryota; Metazoa; Chordata; Amphibia; Anura; Hylidae
Gene: SLC66A3
Product: solute carrier family 66 member 3
Exons: 7
Coding region: 56-679 (207 amino acids)
Source: RefSeq, a predicted model, not a curated record